AUGUUACUGUUACUCUUUACACUUCUCUUCUUCCUCGCUCUCUUCACCGCAGCUUUCAUCUCCUCCUUAUGGUCAACACUUUCUACAACUAACAUCAAACCGACAACAAAAACCGUCGCAAACCAAACGUUAGCAGUAAAUGUUCCAAGCAGAGAAGAAACAACAAAACAAAGUUCAACGUUACUGAAUUGUAGCAGAGGAAACCAAACAACAUGUUCAAGCGAUUAUCCGACAACAUCUUCGGAAACAGAGAAGAACGAGGCAACAUGUCCGGAAACCAAACAACAUGUUCAAGCGAUUAUCCGACAACAUCUUCGGAAACAGAGAAAAACGAGGCAACAUGUCCGGAGUACUUCCGGUGGAUUCACGAGGAUUUAA
Messenger RNA from Lathyrus sativus (Indian pea), 378 nucleotides. The record is from the annotation of a GenBank genome assembly. NCBI's taxonomy places the organism in Eukaryota, Viridiplantae, Streptophyta, Magnoliopsida, Fabales, Fabaceae.